AUGGUGCUUCAGUGUCUGCCAGCACAACCAGUUUUCCUGGUUGAUGGCCAGGCUCAGCAGUGGCGGAAUGAAAACUUUGAACGGCCCAUUGACAUGGAAGGCUCUGGGGAUGACGACUCCUUUGAAGAUGAAGAAAUAGAGGAAAUGGAGGACUUCUAUUCGGGGUCUGGCUCAGGAUAUUUUAAGCAGGACCCUGGAUCCAAGACAGUUGUGCGGCUCACCACAGAUUCACCCAUCCUCCUUGCUACCACUUCAGCUGUGUUGCCUGCCAUGUCUGUGCAACCAGUUGCCACCCCUUUGGCACCACUCCCUACAGAGGAAGUUAUCUCUGACUCAGCUACCAAUGGUCUCUACAUUCCCAGAAUUUCAGAGGCACCAGCGGCCACCAUCUGGAAGGCAGUAGGGAUUACUGCUGCUACUGCAGCCCGCGAUAUUGCUACUACUGCUGCGUCUACCAUGGCUACUACAGCCUCCAUGACAACAACGGUUACCUCUAAACCAACAACUGUCCUGAGGGACCUGCCGCCUGUGAUCACAAUUGUUGCCAUGACACAGUCAAUGAUGAUUGAAACCCCAACAACUGCCACUGUAGCCAGAACAGAAAUGACAGCCUCUCCCCUGGGGACAACCAGUGGGACAAAGGUCAGAGAUAUGGCUAAGCUGAGCACUUCACAGGAGCCAGAUGUUACAACAGUGUCCCAACCUCCUACAGCAGCACCAACAGAAUCUGCUCAGGAAAUGACCCUUUCCACAGCUACGAAUAAUGAACUUGAAGUUCCUGUCAGUGGAGAUUUUGAAAUCCAUGAGGAGGAAGAGGCAGCUCAGACCAAGCUUGGCAACGAAGUUGUGCCUCUGGUCACCCCUGCAGCUGGGCCAGGGCUGAAAAAGAAAGUGGAACCAGGGCUCCUAGACAAUACAAUAGAGUCUGGAAAUUCAGCAGCACAACUCCCCCAGAAAAACAUACUGGAAAGGAAAGAAGUACUCAUAGCUGUGAUUGUGGGAGGGGUUGUUGGGGCCCUCUUCGCAGCUUUCCUGGUGAUGCUCUUGAUCUACCGGAUGAAAAAGAAAGAUGAAGGGAGCUACACUCUGGAAGAGCCCAAGCAGGCAAGUGUCACAUACCAAAAACCUGACAAGCAGGAGGAAUUUUAUGCAUAGACUGGAACCUCGAGUGCCUCGCCAUCUCUUUCUGUCUCAAUGCUGUCCUUUUUUUAAAAAAAAACACAAACCCAUCUCUGAUUCACCCCGUCUCUUUCUAAUCAAGUUUGUCAAGUUUAAC
Messenger RNA from Python bivittatus (Burmese python), 1276 nucleotides. NCBI's taxonomy places the organism in Eukaryota, Metazoa, Chordata, Lepidosauria, Squamata, Pythonidae. The record is from RefSeq and is a predicted model, not a curated record.